Molecule: messenger RNA, 470 nt
Organism: Octopus bimaculoides (California two-spot octopus)
Lineage: Eukaryota; Metazoa; Mollusca; Cephalopoda; Octopoda; Octopodidae
Product: ATP synthase F(0) complex subunit g, mitochondrial
Biological process (GO): proton motive force-driven ATP synthesis
Molecular function (GO): proton transmembrane transporter activity
Source: RefSeq, a predicted model, not a curated record
CGUCAGAGUAAUUUCAUACGAGUUUAAGGUCACAUUGCGCAUGUGUGUUCUGUUGGGUGAUCAAAAUGGCGAAGGUUGUUGCUAAAAUUGGUGGAUUGGUGUCCAAAGCACCCGGACUAGUGAAAAAGGCCCAGCCCGGCUUUCAGUCUUUCAUCAAAUAUGCUAAAGUUGAAUUAACUCCACCAACAUUUUCUGACAUGCCAAAGGUUUCACAAGGUUUUGUCAGUGUAACCAACAGCAUAAAGACUGGCAAAUGGAAGACUCUAACUGUUAAGGAAGGCUUCCUCAAUUCCGUUGUUGCACUUGAAAUAAUGUGUUGGUUCUUUAUUGGAGAAAUAAUCGGAAAAGGUAGUCUUAUUGGUUACAACAUACCAGGAGCAUUUCAAGCAUAGUUCUGGAUAGUAUGUUGUUAUUUGUAACAGAGACUAGCUAUUAUUAUUAUCUGUAAUAAACGAUUUUUCUUCACUUGU